Coffea arabica (coffee) is the source of this 2185-nucleotide messenger RNA. RefSeq lists its product as uncharacterized. Gene Ontology annotation, cellular component: plasma membrane. The record is from RefSeq and is a predicted model, not a curated record. Lineage: Eukaryota; Viridiplantae; Streptophyta; Magnoliopsida; Gentianales; Rubiaceae. Gene Ontology annotation, molecular function: protein binding.
ACACCUCUGUGGCUAAAUGAACAUGCGAGAAGACAUAGAAAUCAAAUCGAUGCUGACUCAAGAAGGUAUAUGUAGUUCAGUACUUAUUCCUGGUCUUGGUCAAUUGUUAUCAAGAUUUUCUUGGUAACUUCCACCUUAAUAUAAUUGUACGACAAUUGAAUAAAGCUUCUGAUUUCCGUUGCAGAGCUUAUGCAUGCUCACUUUCCCAGAGAUUUUUAAUGCGUUUUCUGUCCCUCUCCCCAGAAAGUCUCACCCUCAUAUGGACCUGAAAUCCUCUGAGGCUGCUUUUAGGUAACAUCCUAGCUAUUUCAUAGAAAAAAACUCUUUGGUCAAUUGGGUGUUUUUUAAUUUUUUGGGAAAAUAGACUGUGUCAAACCAAAUACAAGUACUCCUGUGCAACGCAAAACAUGAAAGCCUUUUACCGAGUUUUGAAGUCAACCAGCAGCUACUCCAUAUGCAUUUCAUGAGCUACCAAAUCUGUUUUACUUCAGAGAGCUAGCUAGGUGAGGCAGAAAUAAUGGAGAAAAGGCUCUAUGAUGUCGCUGCGGACGGUGACGUUUCCACUUUUGUUCAUUUGCUUCAAGAAGAUCCACUUCUUCUUGAUAAAGUAAGUUUGAAUUGCCAGGAUAAGAAUCCUCUGCACAUAGCAGCAAUGCUGGGGCAUGUAGCUUUUGUACAAGCAAUCUUAGGAGUUAAUUCUGAUAUGUGCUUGGUUCCUGAUCGAUUUGGGAGAAACCCACUACACAUUGCAGCCAUCAAAGGCAGAUUGGCGGUAUUGCAAGAGCUAAUUCAUGCUAGGCCCCUAGCAGCUCGAGAAAAAACAGAAGGUGGAGGCAACAUUUUGCACUUGUGCGUCAAGUACAAUCAGCUGGGGGCUUUGCAGAUUCUAGUCCAGACUAUAAGAGAUCAUGAGUUUCUGAAUGCCAAAAACGAUGAUGGCAUGACCAUUUUGCAUCUGGCAGUUUGUGACAAGCAAAAUGAGACCAUCAAAUACUUGCUACGGAACAAGGUAGUAGAUGUGAACACGAAAACUGCAAAUGGGAACACUGCUUUAGACCUUGUUCAGGGAGACAUUUACUCAGAAAUUGCGCGAUCUCUUGAAGACGCUGGAGCCAAAAGAGCCAAGGACAUAUCUCCCUCUGCUACUGCGGGAAAUGACGGGCAUGAAAAUAAUUCACACAGCCAGCCUUCACCGGGCGGGGAUUGGCUAGCAAGGAAAAGGGAUGCACUAAUGGUGGUGGCCUCACUUAUUGCAACAAUGGCAUUUCAAGCUGGGGUGAAUCCGGCUGGAGGCGUUUGGCAAGAUGACAAAACAGAUUAUCCAAAUCCACACAACGCGGGAGAAGCUGUGAUGGCACACAGCCAUCCAAAAUACUACAAAAACUUCAUCCGGGUUAAUACAGUAGCCUUUGUUUCAUCUCUGAGCACGAUCAUGUUUCUCAUCAGUGGUUUGCCCUUCAGGAGGAAGUUCUUCAUGUGGUGUUUAAUGGUGAUCAUGUGGUUGACAAUUUCAGCAAUUGCUUUAACUUAUGGCAUCUCGAUCGUGAUUGUAACGCCAAAAGACUAUAGAAAACAAUUGAGCCAUGUCAUCGAGACUGCUGUCACAGUGUGGUGCGGUGUGAUGGCGCUCCUGCUGCUGGGGAACACGAUUCGGUUGAUUAACAGGUGGUUCAAAGGUCGUGGUAACAAUGUGAAUCGAAGAAUUAAACGUGGGAUUGAUUCUUCAGUUCAAUCGCAAAGCAAUGAUAAGAAUGAGGGUCUUCAAAUGUGUUGAUACUACUUUGUUGAUCGAGUAAUGUUGCUUGGAUUCCAACUCAAAGCAAGAAGAGUCUGUGUAUUUUCAAAUCCUCAUCCAAAUCCACUCUCCUGUCAGGAUGACUUAGAAAGUUUACAAAUAACGAAUUUUCAAUCCAGUCGAUUUGGGUAUCAUUUCGAAUCCUUUCUUUUACAUCUCUUAGUCUCUCCCUUUGAGUAAUGCAUCUUGUUUCUGUAAGUAGUGAAGAAUGGAUAGCAUGCAAUGACCAUAGUAUUUGAUUUGACUUUGUAUUGUUGAGUGUGGUUUUAGACCUCACCUGCACAUGCUAGUUGUGAUAGUAUUGGGUUCUAGAAAUUGUUUAUGUCGUUUAAAAUACUGAAUUUGAAAUAGUCAAUUGUCAUGUGUAAUCUGAAUUAUCUUUAAAUUUAU